Messenger RNA from Argiope bruennichi, 4646 nucleotides. Its product is annotated as glycogen synthase kinase-3 beta-like. The record is from RefSeq and is a predicted model, not a curated record. Gene Ontology annotation, molecular function: protein serine/threonine kinase activity; ATP binding. Gene Ontology annotation, cellular component: axon; cytosol; nucleus. Gene Ontology annotation, biological process: signal transduction; negative regulation of canonical Wnt signaling pathway; protein phosphorylation. The transcript is spliced from 9 exons. NCBI's taxonomy places the organism in Eukaryota, Metazoa, Arthropoda, Arachnida, Araneae, Araneidae. The coding region runs from base 343 to 1671 and encodes 442 amino acids.
UUAUGAUAGUAUGGGAACUAAGGAGAACGAAGUGAGCGUUAAUUGACUAACUCUUCAGAUGUCAUAAUAAGUAAAAAAUAUCAACGUAUUUUAUUGUAUCAUAAUUUUGUUAUUUUAUAAAUUUGAAUUACCUGUUUUUAUGUGCAGGAUUGAAUUAUAAAACUUAUCAUCAAUUUUAGUUUUGUUCUCUGAAUAUGGACAGCUCGUUUUUCUUUAACUAGGCUUAGUGAUCGUUAUGUUAUAAAGAUAUUGUGCUCAUCUGCUGAAAAAAAAGGUUUUUACUAUGUACGUAAAUUUACGUAAACAUGCUUUAAUGGAUUUAUAGUUAAUUUGUGGUUAGAUAUGAGUGGUAGACCAAGGACAACGUCGAUUGCUGAAAGCAGCAAGCAGUCGUCGCAGCCAAGUUUCACUGGAAUCAAGACUACAAGCAAAGAUGGAAACAAAGUUACAACUGUUGUGGCAACUCCCGGACAAGGGCCUGAACGACCUCAAGAGAUUUCUUACACGGAUACCAAAGUAAUUGGAAACGGGUCUUUUGGUGUAGUUCACCAAGCUCGUCUUCUUGAGACUGGAGAGCUUAUAGCAAUCAAAAAAGUGUUGCAGGAUAAGAGAUUUAAAAAUCGUGAAUUGCAAAUCAUGCGAAGAUUAGACCACUGCAAUAUUGUGAAAUUGAAGUAUUUUUUUUAUUCAAGUGGUGACAAGAAAGAUGAAGUUUACUUGAACUUGGUACUAGAGUUUAUUCCAGAGACUGUUUACAGAGUGGCUAGGCAAUACAGCAAAGCUAAGCAAACUAUACCUAUUUCAUUCAUAAAGCUAUAUAUGUAUCAACUGUUUCGAAGUCUAGCAUACAUCCAUUCCCUUGGAAUAUGCCACCGUGAUAUCAAACCUCAGAAUCUGCUUUUAGACCCAGAUUCAGGUGUUUUAAAGUUGUGUGAUUUUGGAAGCGCCAAGCAUCUUGUGAAUGGUGAACCAAAUGUUUCAUACAUUUGUUCCCGUUAUUAUCGAGCCCCUGAACUUAUCUUUGGUGCAACAGAUUAUACUACUAUGAUUGAUGUAUGGUCUGCUGGGUGUGUGCUUGCUGAAUUACUUUUAGGUCAACCCAUUUUUCCUGGUGACAGUGGUGUAGACCAAUUAGUUGAAAUAAUCAAAGUUCUUGGAACCCCAACAAAAGAGCAAAUACGAGAAAUGAAUCGAAAUUAUACAGAAUUUCGGUUUCCUCAAAUAAAAGCUCACCCUUGGAGCAAGGUAUUUCGUGCUCGGACGCCCCCUGAGGCUGUUGACUUGGUUUCCAAACUAUUAGAAUACACCCCAUCUGUAAGAUGCACACCCCUUCAGGCAUGUGCACAUCCAUUUUUUGAUGAAUUAAGGGAACCAGGAACGAGGUUGCCAAAUAAUAGGGAAUUGCCUCCUCUUUUUAACUUUACAGAACAUGAACUAAAGAUUCAACCCUCUUUAAAUUCCAUCCUGAUUCCAUUGCAUAUACGCAACAGUAGUCAAAAUAAUCCCCAUGGAUCUAUCGGAACAAAUAGUGCCGGCUCUGUCGACCCAAGCUCUAGCAGCAUGGCCCAUAUGGCUGCUGAGUCCUCCAGCAUUAGCAAUUCUUUGGCGGCAUCUGGCAGCAAUGUUGGUGCUGCACAGAUCGGGGCUUCGACUUCCACUGCGACUGCAUGACACUUCCAUUGUCUAAGAGCAGGCAGCUAAGCCUAAGUGAAACCAAAACAAAAAGAAUUGUGGAAGACCUCAUCAAUUAGUUCAUGUAUGAGGUUCGCAGUCUUGUAACACAUUUCAAGCAGUGUUCGAUGUACCUGAACUAGGUUGUACAUAAAUUAAUAUAAAUAUUACGUUUAUUUUGAAUUACUCAUAGUAGAUUUGAAAAAUAAUUUUAUUUAAUUAUUUUUAGUUGUUACAGUUUUGAUUUAUUUGUUAAUGCAAUGGUAACUAUGUAAAAGAGUGAGAUACAAUUUUUAUUUUAUCCCUGUCAUAUGACAUUUUAAGUUUUAUUUUCUGUAAAAAAUAAAAAUGCCUUGUAUAGCCUUCUAAGUCUUUUUUUUCUUGCCCACAUCAUGUCAGAACAUUUCUUUUUUUAAUAAUUUGCACUUUAUUAGUCGUUCAAACUGAAUUCUUAUUGAUAAACCUGAACACAAUUUUAUUGAAAUUAUAAAAUUCUUUUUACAUCUGUAGAUUGAAAAAAAAAGAUUAUGCAUAAUAAUUACUGGUAAUGCUGCUGAAAGACGUGUAUUUAGAGGAAUAGCCUCUGGGUAAAUUUUCAUCUAAAAAAAACUUUCCGUUUUGAAAAAAAUUCAUUAAUGGUGUCAUAAAAUAACUCUCCUUUUCCUCACUAAUUUGACUUAAGGCUGUGGUUGUAAUUUUCUGCAAAUAAAUAUCUUUCUAUAUUUUAUAAGCACACUUUUCUAUGUACAUUGUAAAUCUUAUUAAAACUCUUCCUGAAUUUUUCGUUUAUGACCAACAUACUGCCCAAUUUUGGCUUUCAAAAUAGCAGUUUAGCAGCCUGCUCUUGCCAGAUAUAGGAAAGUACUAUGUGAAAAUAAUGUAUGUGCUUAAAUUGAAGAUUAUAUUUCCAGCUAAUUUACCUUGUACAGUUUCAAAUAUAAAUCUAUACCAUUUUAAGCAAUUUCAUGUUUAAAGGUACAUAUAUUAGAAUGUUUGAUUAUUUUUCAUGUUUGCUUCUGAAAGUAUAUUGUACAUCCCUGUGAUUGAAUGGCAGUUUUGUAUACUGUACAGUGUGUUUAAUGUAUUGUAUGAAGUUGUGUAGAUUAGUUCUGCUACUCUGGUAAACCAUUAAAUUAAUAGACAGCAGAGCUCGCCUUAUAACGACAUUCUAAGAGAUUGCCCUGAACUGUGCUGAGUCAUUCAUAGUUUCUCCCAACUUGAAUCAUUUUUGCAUAGUAAACUUGGCAUAAGAUUUAGAAUAAAUGUUCGUUAUAUUUGCAUGCCAAGUUACAUUUAUGUUGCACAGUUUUCCCUCUUUUCUAUUAAAGAGUUUUGUUUAUUAUUUUAUUGACUUAGAAUUUCAAAGUAAAUUUCCUUACUGUCCUCUAGUGAAUAUUUUAUGUGUAAUAAUAUGGGAAAAUGAUGUAAGAGACAAUCGGUUGAGUAAACUUUUUUUAUAGCAUAAAAUUUUGGUGUCGUUCUAAUACGAGUCUGCUAUGAUUUGUUCGGAUGAUUGUUUGGGCUUCUGUUGCCAUUUGGUGAGAUUCAGUUUUAAAGUUUCUUUAGAAAUAUAUGUUUAGCAUUGAAAGAGGAAAAUUUAUACUGUAAUUUAGCAUAUUAUGCUGUCUUUUGGAACUUAUGUAAUUUUUUGCAUUUUAGUAUUUAUUGUUAGUAAUAGUUAGAUAUGUGCCUGUGUUAACUCAGGUAAUAGAGGCAUGAAGUAGAAAUUUUAUUUGUGAUUUUUACUGGAGUUGCUUCAUGUAACUUAGGUAAAAUUUUUGGUGCCUGACAGAUGUUUUAUAUUACUUUGUUUUUGUGUGUAAAUCUUUUAAAUAAAAUAACUUUUUAAAAUCAUGUCAUUUAAUAAUGUGUCAUUUGCCACUAACCUGCUAAUUCAAUUUAAUGUAAUUUAUUUUGAUUUCUUCUUCAUGUAACAUAGAUAUUUCGUCAUAAUUUACUCCUCAAUUAAUAUAUCAUUUUAAUUUUACCAAUAAAAUUGCUUUUUUUCCCCCUUCAAAAUCUGACUGGCUAUUUUUUUCCCUUUCAAAAUUUGCUUUAGUAAUCUGCUAUAAAAUUGGUUUAUUUCAAACUUAUUAUAAUUUCUUUUGCUGCAUGACUAAUGUGAAUCGUGGUUCAUGUUUUUGAAAAUUAUUUAAUGAGUGGUGAUGUGACAAAGAUUCUAAUAUUGAAUGUGAAAAAUAUUUAAUCCAAAUUUUACCUAUUUUCAAUUUUAGAAUGAUAGAAAAAAAAUGAAUUAUUUUUAUUGUUUAAAUUUUUUUGUACUCCUGGUUCCCAACGUUUGAAGUUUUUAUAUAAGGUAAAAUAUUAUGAAUGUAAAGAAGUUCUUCAGCAUUUUGUGAGAAAAUAUGAAUUAACUGUAUGUACUUACGUAUAACUCCAAUAGUCAUGUUUAUAAACAGAAGAAAACUAUAUGCUUUUCAUAGUUAUAUCUGUAAUCAAAACUGUGAAUAUACCUUAGACUGCUCAAAGAUGAACCUUACAAAUAUUCUAAGGCUCCUUGCUCUGUGAAUAUAAAUUUUUUGAUAUACCAGGAAGCAAGUUAUAUAAUAGUAUUCAAAAUGUAUGCAUACCAAUGGAAAUCCAUAUGAACAUAUAUGUUGAAUGUUUCAGUGUCAUAAGUCAUUCACACAAGAUUAUGUAAAAAAUUGGAAACUGAAUUUUUAUUUUCAUGCAAAACUGUUUUAAUUUGUGCACUUCAUACAUACACUACUAUACAUAAACUGGACCAUGUUGUGCAUUUAUGCACAUUUCCCCCUUUGUAUAUGGCUUUAUUGUUAGGCAGUUAGAUGUAGGAAAUAAAAUUAUUACACAUGAAGUGCUAUUUGUUUUAUUCAUGUGAAUCUGCUAUUUGUGUCAGUGGGGGAAAAUACAGCUUAUUGCUAGUUCGAACUUGCACAUAUGUAACUGUAGAUGUGAAAAUUAUUAAUGCUAUUAAAAAGUGAAUUGAUAUUGUA